GCGUGUUGUCGUGCGCAAUUUCCUGUAAGCCUGCUGGAUGUUGUCCACUUAGGAGAGUUAGUCAACAAAAACUCACCAAGCUUAACAAUUCUCCCGGAUGAGGCGAUACAACAGUCCCCCGCCUCGCUAUGGUGCGAGCUCGUCAGAGACAGAUGCUCUGAUGCGUGACAAGCCUUCUCAUCUCCAUCAAUCCCUCAAGAAUUACAUGCGAACGGCACUAAUUGCUAUCAUAACUGCUUCAAUUGCGGUCAUCAUUUUCGCAUCAGUGUCUGACCCUUGUAAUAAUCCCUUAGAUCCGGAUGUUCGAGAGCGCAUUCGCAAGGCUUGGAACAUCGAACUUCGCCAGCACGAGAAAGAAGUUCUCGAGCGCAGUGGCACCCACAAACGCUGGCGUCUGGAAGAUAAUGACAGGAUUCAUCUCCGCGAACAAUGGGGAACAGAAGUUGAAGAACACAAUCGUGAAAUGGAGAGGCUAAAGCGCGAUGAAAACCGUAGCCGCGAACAGUGGAAAAAAGAAGAAGAUGGCCACGAGCGUGAAGUGGAGGAGAGACGCAAGCACGAAGAAGAAGAACGCUUAAGGUUGAAUAUGUUUUGGACCGACCCGACUUCCCACACGUGCACGACAUACGCCACUCGAGAGUACACUGCCCGACUGGUGAACGUCCCAUCAUACUACAACCGCCGUGUGGAGGCUUGCAUGGCCACACCGGUAAAUAUCCACGGGGUUGACUACACACCUAAGUGGUGCGAGGAUCAUGGUCCAAGCAACGUAAUAGGACAUUGGGAAGUCGACCAGCACGAGCCAGAUUGCGCGUCGUACUGGACCUGGUACAAAGAUUUUGGUUGUACUUCGCCUGGAUCCGGUCAGCGAGUGAGUUUCUCAGACACGAUAUAGUAAGCGAAGUUGACGGUAUACAGCUCAUUGAACAUUACCUCGAGAACAUCCCGUCUGGAGGCGAUUGGAAGGAGUUCUGUGCUACCACUCCUGCAAGCUUCCGUGGGAUGCACUUCACGGGGGCAGAGAUCUGCUUCAAAAA
Messenger RNA from Suillus subalutaceus, 1037 nucleotides. RefSeq lists its product as uncharacterized. The transcript is spliced from 7 exons. Lineage: Eukaryota; Fungi; Basidiomycota; Agaricomycetes; Boletales; Suillaceae. The record is from RefSeq and is a predicted model, not a curated record. Bases 98 to 895 code for a protein of 265 amino acids.